Corvus hawaiiensis (hawaiian crow) is the source of this 2515-nucleotide messenger RNA. It is a transcript of the gene CCDC183, whose product is annotated as coiled-coil domain containing 183. NCBI's taxonomy places the organism in Eukaryota, Metazoa, Chordata, Aves, Passeriformes, Corvidae. The record is from RefSeq and is a predicted model, not a curated record.
GGAAUGCUUCUCUGCCCCCCUCCAAGAGCUCGUUAAUCAGUUAUUAAUGAAGCUGUUCCCUGCAGAAGCGUCGAGGAGGGGGCUGGGCGGUGGCUGAGCAGGAACCGUGUGGCGGUUGGCAGUGCCACGGUGACAGUUCUGCCUGGAACCCUCUGGUCCCAACUCCUCUGCAGGGCAGCAGGGCCUCGGUGUCUGUCCCGCAGGGGGCUGCCAACAGUGGCCAAGGGAUGGAGGCCCCCGGCAGCACGCAGGGCCCCAAGGCCGACCUGAGCCAGCGCAGCCAGGAGCUGCGUGUCCUUGUGGCCCUGCAAGAGCAAGGCGGCAAGAUUUUCGCUCAGUCCUGCGAGGAGAAGCUCCGGCAGAACAGGGAGCUGCUCCCCAGCCUGCAGGCGGCCUUGCAGGAGGAUUCCAGUAUCCUGGAUUUUGUCCUGAAGGUACCAGCAGAUCCCUCCUGCUGCAUCCCUGCCUGGUGCUUCCCCAGGAGCUGGGAGCACGGGCCAGCAAAAGGAUGUGUCAUUGCCAGGCUGACAGUGACCCUUUCCUUGUCCCUCCCCUGCCCACAGUACAACAAACUCCCCAUUAAGGAUGCUUUUGGAGAGGGCCAGGAGCUCAUUCCAGCCACUCAGAGGGCCUCUUGCAGGGACAGAGCAGUGCCGCUGCUCUCUGACAACAUCCCCAUCUGGGCCCUGAUCGAUUUAUUGAUCCCCAGUCCUGGUCUGUGUUAUGCCCAGCCCUGCCAUCAGCAGUUGCCCACCUCUGCCUCACCCCAGCCAGCCCCCAGAGCAAAGCUCUCCCAGAUCCCAUCCUGUCAAACCAGUGACAACAUCCUGGAGCAGCGCCCCAGUGUCCCCAGCUCUACCCUGGGGGGAGUUUUCCAGGCAGCACCCCCUUCUCCUGCAGCAUCCAGCCUGGGAAAUGCUCUCAUGCCCAUCCAGGCGGUCCAAAAGAAGAUCGAGGCCAAAAUCCAUGACCAGGUGAAGGUGUGUGACAUGCUGCUGCACCAGCUGAAGCAGUGGAGCCAAGCCAGGGACGAGCGCCAGAGGCACCUGCAGGAGCUGGAGGAUGCCGAGACGGAUCCCAAGUGGCAAGAGCCACAGCUGCAGACCAUUCGCCAGCUGGGCAAUGACAUCGAGAAGAUGGUCAUGAAAAUUCACAGUGGACAGAUCGUGACCAACCUGUACCUGAAGCUGCAGGAAAACCUGAGGAGGGAGCUGGUGUACCUGCCUCAGUACCUGGACCUCCUGUGUGGGAUGACUGUGAUGUACCACGAUGAGCUCACGGCCCGGAGCAACCUCAAAGCCAACGAUGUCCUCAGGAAACUCAUGGCCGAGGCAGGACCCCAGGUCCGUGUGGAGAAGCAGCUCAGGGACCAGUCCCUGGCUGAGCAGAGGAUGCAAAUCGAGAGCCUCCGGCAACAGGAGGAGAGCAAGAGGCAGCAGAGGCGGCAAGCCGUGUCCAUGCUCUCCGCAGAGCACGAGCUGAGCUCCUCAGAAACGGCGGUGGGUGCUGAGGCGGAGGCCGCCGUGGCUAAGAGGGAGCGCGAGGCCUUUGUGACUGACAAGAUGGAGAAGGCGAAGAGUGCCCUGCAGUGCUCCUGCCUCUGGGACAUCCCCAGCAGCAUCCAGGCCCAGAAGAAGUCCCUGGAGAGCCUGCAGCAGCACAUCGAUGAGUGCAGGGAGAGGAAGAAGGUGCUGAAGAAGACGCUGCAGGAGCUGGAGCUGAAGCAGGCUAAACUGAAGUUCAACCAGCCCAUCAGCACCAUCAGGUGCUGCUGGCCUCGCACAGAGCUCAGCGAGAACCUGCAGCAGGAAGAGGCCCGGCUGGAGCAGAUGCGAGCCCAGAUGUUGAGGAACCAGAAGCGCCUGAUCGAGUUUGAGAACAUCAUUGACAACCUGUUCCUCCGCCUGCAGGGCAUCUUCAUCCCUGACCAGGAUGAGUCUGUUGCGGUGGUGGGGCUGGAGGAGAAGCUGCAGCACUGUGAGCAGAAGAUGCAGUUCCUGAAGGAGAGGGUGGCAGCCCGGCCCAAGGACAGCACUGACGAACGCAGCGAGGUACGGGGCUCCGGCCCUCUGUGCCCUUGGGGGCACACACAGGGUCCUCACAGAUGGCCACCCAAGCCAUCCGUCCUCAGCAGGGCCGCAGGGAAGGGCCAUGGAGCAGCUCAGCCCCAGAGGGCCCUGGGCACCCAAGGGGUACCCAAGGUUGUAACACCCACCUGCCCUCCAGCACUUAACCCAGGGCACCUUUCACAGACUUUUGCCAAGGUCAGGAACCUCCUGGAGAAAAGAACUGCAGGUGAAACACAGAACUUGAAGAUUUCCUUUGAGGAUGAAGACACUAUGGAAGAUGACACCUUGGAUUUUGAGGAUGAAGACCAUGACUACAUCCCCAGCCGUGAGGACAUCAAGAAGCAGGGGCUGCAGCUGAUCAGAAUGAACACCAGACGUCGCAAGAAGAAAUAGUGGCUUCUCCACGUGAACUUUGAGGGCCCCAGGCCCCCCCUUGAACCCUUUUC